AUGAAGUCGAGCAUUCUUACCGCCGCCAUCUCCAUGGCGUCCGUGCUUGGAGCCUACGCUCAGUCGAGGGUUGAUACACACUCUCACUACCUCCCUGACUUCUAUCAGCAAGCCCUCCGCGACGCUGGUCAUCUUCCGGGCCCGGAUGGCAUGCCCGCAAUUCCGGAAUGGGACCCAGAGAGUCAUCUUCAGUUCAUGAAGAAUCAAUCCAUCUCCAAGUCGUACCUGUCAAUCUCUAGCCCUGGCGUGUACCUCACUCCCCCGUCCAAGGCGGCCACGGCCAAGGCCAUUAAGCUAGCACGACAGGUAAAUGAAUACGGGUCCAAGCUCAAGGCGAAGUAUCCAGACCAGUUCGGCUUCUUCGCAUCCUUGCCCCUCCCUGAUGUCAAGGCAUCCCUCGAGGAGAUCAAGUACUGCUUCAACAAGCUGAACCCUAAGCCGGAUGGGAUCGUGGUCAUGUCCAACUUCUAUGGCCUGUACCUCGGCGACCCGGAGCUCGACCCCAUCUAUGAAGCCCUCAACAAGCUUGGCGUGACAAUCUUUGAGCACCCGACCACGCCUUGCACCGUGCACAACCACAAGCAGUUCAAGAUUGACGACAAAAAGGAUCCUAAGAUUACGCAAAAGGAGUGGCAGGCCCUCAACCGUCCCAUUGCCGAUCGUAUGGUCACGGCACCUCUGCUUGACUUUCCCUUCGACACAGCUCGCACUGUCGCCGACCUUUUCCUCUCUGAUGUGCCCGCCCGGUUCAGCAACAUCCGUUGGAUCAUCCCUCAUGCGGGAGGCGGCCUUAUGCCGACUCUGGACCGCCUCCUCCUCUACCCCGUCCUGUACCCUGGCGGUGCGACUCUGACCGCCGAUACCCUCAAGGAGGCCCUGUCCACUCAGUUCUACUUUGAUCUCGCUGGGCCGUGGCCCGUGAACUACUCGAUCCCACCACUUCUCCGAUGGGUGAACUACACAAACAUCCUCUCUGGCUCAGACGUGCCUUUCACUUCAUGGGCUGCCGGUGCCGCCGGUAUCACCCAAUUUGAGAGUGUUAUUGGACAGGUCUUCGAUGAUCAAGCCAAGGUCCAAGCCAUCCGAUCUGAGAAUGCCCUGGGAUUGCUCAGUAAGAAGUAA
Clonostachys rhizophaga is the source of this 1122-nucleotide messenger RNA. The record is from the annotation of a GenBank genome assembly. Lineage: Eukaryota; Fungi; Ascomycota; Sordariomycetes; Hypocreales; Bionectriaceae.